Molecule: messenger RNA, 834 nt
Organism: Ruditapes philippinarum (Manila clam)
Lineage: Eukaryota; Metazoa; Mollusca; Bivalvia; Venerida; Veneridae
Exons: 5
Coding region: 44-646 (200 amino acids)
Source: RefSeq, a predicted model, not a curated record
AUUUUCAGAUCGACCCGAUAUAAAGUUCAACAUUUCUGGAGCAAUGUUAGAUAUUACCAAAGGAGAACGAGCACAUGUUAAAUGUACAGCUGACAGCUAUCCCGCCUCUAAUAUAUCCUGGAUUGAGAAGACCGAUAAAGAAGACAAAAUAAAGAAACAAUGUGAUUAUGGACAGGAAUGUGUUUUAGACGUAAAUGCAGAUGUCGUCUCUAAACAAUACUUUGUGUGUGAGAUACGCUAUUUGCAACUGAGCGACAAUAAAACUUUGAUUGUUAACAUCUACAAAUCUAGGAAACAAAGACACAUGUUCAACAUCGGAAAUGUCACAUUUAUUGGAAUCAUCGUCGGAAUAUGUUCAGCGCUUGUUGUAAUAGUUGCUGUAAUGGUUUUUGUCAUCAGAAACAAACGAAACAAUGAUCAAGAUCAGCCGAGUCAGGAAAGAAACAGACUUCGACAACGAAACCCAUCAAGACAACAAUCGCAAAAUGAAAGUCAAAAUGCAAAUAUUCACAUAUAUAACAACAUAAUAACUGAUAAUGAAGCUGUUACAAGAGAUCAAGAUAAUGAUGCUAGUAACUACGAGAGUCUUAGCGACCAAAGGGAUGCAGACAGGGUUUACAGUGAUUUAAGAAGUACAGAGCUAUAGAUGAUGAAAGUAUUGUUGUUGUUUAACGCUGGGUGAAACAAGGGAGAAACAACAAAUAAAGUUCUCUUCUUUUCAUUGUUGAAGAAAAUAAAACUGUUUUUCAUUAAAAUGUUUCACGUCCAUAUCACAUGAGAUACUGAUAUUUUUAUAUGUUUCAUUUGAACGUUUUGCAUAUUUAUUUUUGAAGU